Molecule: messenger RNA, 2306 nt
Organism: Corythoichthys intestinalis (scribbled pipefish)
Lineage: Eukaryota; Metazoa; Chordata; Actinopteri; Syngnathiformes; Syngnathidae
Gene: foxc1a
Product: forkhead box C1a
Biological process (GO): regulation of transcription by RNA polymerase II; anatomical structure morphogenesis; cell differentiation
Molecular function (GO): DNA-binding transcription factor activity, RNA polymerase II-specific; RNA polymerase II cis-regulatory region sequence-specific DNA binding
Source: RefSeq, a predicted model, not a curated record
GGCAGCAAAAAGGAGGAAAGAAUUUAACUGCGCAAAAGUCCUGCGUGGUGACGGAUGUCCAAAGUACAGAACUUUUCCGCACGCUCUGAGAUGGGGACGGCUUAAAAACACGAACAGCUUCUUUUUUCCUUACAUUUUGUAUUAUUAAAAAGGGAGCUGUGACUUGUUUUGGUCGCAAAGGAAGCCAACUUUUGCCAUGCAGGCGCGCUACUCCGUCUCCAGCCCGAACUCUCUGGGCGUCGUUCCGUACAUCAGCGGCGACCCGGGCUACUACCGAGCCGCGGCCGGCGGGGGAUACACGGGUAUGGCUGCGCCGAUGAACAUGUACACCCACGCCGCGCACGACCAGUACCCCGCCGGUAUGGCGCGCGCCUACGGACCGUACACCCCGCAGCCUCAACCCAAGGAUAUGGUGAAGCCUCCGUAUAGCUACAUCGCGCUCAUCACCAUGGCCAUCCAGAACUCACCCGACAAAAAGGUGACCCUGAAUGGGAUUUAUCAGUUCAUCAUGGAGCGGUUCCCUUUCUACCGGGACAACAAGCAGGGCUGGCAGAACAGCAUCCGCCACAACUUGUCUCUCAACGAGUGCUUCGUCAAAGUGCCGCGCGACGACAAGAAGCCCGGCAAGGGCAGCUACUGGACCUUGGACCCAGACUCGUACAACAUGUUCGAGAACGGCAGCUUCUUGCGCAGGCGACGGCGCUUCAAGAAGAAGGACGUGCUCAAGGAGAAGGAGGACCGGCUUCAGAAGGACGCGCCGCCUCGCCAGCCGCAGCAACAGCAGCAGUCUCGGGACCAGGAGCAGUCCGGCACGCAGCCCGUCCGGAUCCAGGAUAUUAAGACGGAAAACGGAACGACGACACCCCCGCAGGCCAACUCGCCCACUUUGAGCGCGGUUCCCAAAAUCGAGAGCCCCGAUAGCAGCAGCAUGUCCAGCGGGAGCCCGCACAGCAGCAUCCCGUCCAACCGCUCCAUCGGGCAUGGAGGCCGCGGAGCACCACCACCACCACCACCAUCAGCACAGCAGCAACACCAGGCGCAGGGCUUCAGCGUGGACAAUAUCAUGACUUCCCUUAGGGGGUCUCCGCAAGGGUCUAGCGAACUGCCCCCCACGAGGACAGGUAUCGCCCCGUCGUUGUCGCUCAGCUACUCCCCGAGUCAGACCUCCGCAUACAGCUCCCCGUGUAACCAGAACUCCAUCUCCACUACCUCCAACGCCACCUACCAUUGCAACAUGCAGGCCAUGAGCUUGUACGCUGGGGAGCGGGCGAGCCACCUGGCUGCCCCCAGCACCACCGUGCCGGACGAGAGCCUACCAGACUACUCUGUCACAACCACCUCGUCGUCGCUGCACGGCGGCGGCCUCAACUCGGGCCAGGAGGGCCACCCGCACGCUCACCAGGGCCGGCUGACCUCGUGGUACCUCAACCAGGCCGGGGACCUGGGCCACCUGGGUGCUGCGUACCCGACGGCGCAGCAGCAGAACUUUCACUCGGUGCGAGAGAUGUUCGAAUCCCAGAGAAUCGGUUUGAAUAACUCGCCGGUGAACGGGAAUAACAGCUGCCAGAUGUCCUUCCCGCCGAGCCAGUCUAUCUAUCGCACUUCGGGAGCUUUUGUGUAUGACUGCAGCAAGUUCUGAUCCCAAAGCGACCUCCAGUCGACUCCCGUCUGAUUCGCCUCCCUCAUUCAAAUAGACUAAUAUGAGACAGAACAAUCAAAAAGACUUGAUCUUUCUAAACAGUGUUACCACAAAUAACACGUAAGUCUCUCUCUCUCUCUAUCUCUCUCUCUCUCUUUUUUUUUUUUUUUUUUUUGCUUUGUAUGUUAAAAUGUCAUUUCUUUUUUUCAUGGACGUUUAACUUGCAUAUAGUAAUUUAUUUCCAAAUUGUAGCCAGGAUAUUAUGGACCAAACACACACGCACACACGCAACCACACAUAACACAAAACAGUGUUUCCUAAACUGAUUUACAAAAAAGUGUUCCAUUAUAAAAGUGACUGAAGGAACGUGUAUAUCGCCGUAUACUAUUUGAAAGAUUCUUCACAUGUUGAUAAGUAUUUUUAUUUUAUUUUUUUUGGAAGGAUUUUACUUGUUUGUUUAAUAAAUGGUCAUUUUAUGUGAGCUUAAGACGUUUGGGUUUCUUGCAGGGUUUCUUACAGGCUGGUGGUACUUUACACUACAGCCAAAAUUCUGUAACUAAUAUAACAUUAUUUCAUAUCAUAAAAAAAAUGGUCACACGUCAUAUAGAGCAAAAACUCAAGUUACGUCUUCAAAAUGAUAGAAUAACUGCACUUGAACUUUCCUAAA